This is a messenger RNA of Suillus clintonianus, 2835 nucleotides long. RefSeq lists its product as uncharacterized. The transcript is spliced from 7 exons. NCBI's taxonomy places the organism in Eukaryota, Fungi, Basidiomycota, Agaricomycetes, Boletales, Suillaceae. The record is from RefSeq and is a predicted model, not a curated record. The coding region runs from base 1 to 2835 and encodes 944 amino acids.
AUGCCUCACUGCGGAUUCUGUACCAAGGAGAUUCCCACAUUGGGAGGUGUCAAGAAACAUAUCGCAGGACGCCCUGACUGUAGAAGGCAAUGGGAGCUGCUGGUUGAAAAUCAAAAUGACAUUGGCGUACCUACAAACCAAGCCGCUGACACCAGCGCUGACUAUCACGCUGACUCGUAUUCUCCCCAUCGCCGCUCACGCUCUGAGUCUUCCAAUCCCGAUGCAGACAACCCAGCAGCGCCAAAACAUCGGCGGGUGACCAUCGAGGAGGUUGAAGAUGAGGACAACGCACGAUAUUUUGAACAAUGUGCUGGUGCUGGCCAAACACUGCGUGAAGGACAAACCGGCUUUGAAAGGCUUCAGCAGUAUCAGGAGUGUAUGGGCGAGGACAAAUGGGCUCCAUUUUAUGAUGGGGAGGAAUGGGGACUCGCCGAAUGGCUUGUUAAAAGCCUCGGCCAGACUCGAACAGACGAGUUUCUAAAAUUACCUAUAACACAAAACCGAACGAAACCUUCUUUUCACAAUAACCGAUCUUUCCUCCAGAAAGUCGACGAGCUUCCACACGGAGCAGCCUGGAGUUGCAAAAAGGUUGAGGUCCAGGGAAAUAAAACUGAUGAGAAGGGCCAGCCGUUGCAUGAAGACGUUGAAGUUUGGAUGCGCGAUCCUGUGGAGUGCGUCAAAGACCUCAUUGGAAAUCCACUGUUCCGCGAUCACAUGGUGUACACACCUGCGCGAGCAUACAAGGACCCUGCAGGACUUCACCGAGUAAUUGACGACAUGUGGACGGCGGACUGGUGGUGUGACAAGCAAAAACUGUUGCCGAUCGGUGCGACAAUUGCACCAAUCAUUCUUGCAUCAGACAAAACAUGUCUGUCGCAAUUCCGAGGUGAUAAAUCAGCAUGGCCCGUGUACCUAAGCAUAGGCAACAUUGCGAAAGAGAAGAGGCGGCAAACGUCAGCGCGAGCAACGGUCCUUAUUGGAUACUUACCAGCAGGAAAGCUUGAUUGCUUUACUUCAGAUACACGCUCCCUUGCCGGUUACCGACUUUUCCACCAUUGUAUGUCCCUGCUCCUCCAACCCCUCGUUGCUGCAGGUCGAAAUGGUGUCGAAAUGGUCUGCGCCGACUCGUUGAUCCGUCAAGUCUACCCCAUCCUUGCUGCUUAUGUAGCCGAUUUUCCGGAGCAAUGUCUUGUCGCGUGUUGUAAGGAAAAUCGGUGUCCAAAGUGUUUGGUCGCUGCAGAUGAACGAGGUGAUCCGCUGACUUCACUGAUGCGGGACCCUGAUGUGACAAAAGAUAUAUUAGAGAAGCGGAAGAAUGGUCAGCAUCCGAUUCAAUUUGACGACAAUGGGUUACGCGCCGUCUACAAUCCAUUCUGGGCAAAUCUCCCUCACACCGACAUCUUUCUUGCCUUCACGCCUGACCUCCUCCACCAGGUCCAUGAAGGUGUCUUCAAAGAUCACCUGGUUAAAUGGUGUCUUGAAAUUGUCGGAGAAGAAGAAUUGGACGCACGCUUCAAAGUAAUGCCAGAUUACCCUGGUCUUCGGCACUUCAAGAAAGAAAUGCAACGCGUCUUCAUCGGUCUGCUCGCUGGUGCUGUCCCAAGUCGAGUCUUAUUGGUUGCGCGAGCGAUUCUGGACUUUUCAUAUUAUGCACAGCUUCGAAUGCACACUGCUGAAUCCCUCGAUGGUCUGGAGAGCGCGCUUGCGGUGUUUCACGCCAACAAGGACAUCCUGCGGGAGCUUGAAGUUCGCGAACACUUCAAUAUUCCUAAAUUACAUCAAAUCUCACACUUCGUUAAGUCAAUCACUCUAUUUGGUUCCACCGACGGUUUCAACACUGAGCUUCCGGAACGACUACACAUCGAUUUCGCAAAAGACGCCUAUCGUGCCAGCAACAAACGUGACUAUGAGGAGCAGAUGGCCUUAUGGCUUCAACGGCAAGAAGCCGUUUUCCUGCGUAGUUCUUACCUUGAUUGGUUGUCAGAACGAUCUCAGUCAGCCACAGUAUCCAGUCACACAGAUCCCAACCGCAGAUUUGACUUGGAUUCAGACUCGGACGCCGAGAUUGAAGAGUUGCAGUCUGAGUCACGCAGCGCUGCCCCUACAAACGCAAGUCCAUCACUUCCUAUUGAUGUGCCAGUGGUCCACGUUCUCGCGAAGUCUCCUGCACACCCUCGUCAGUCUGUUGAUCACCUCAUCACCGCACAUGGUGCCACCAUGUUUCUCCCUGCCCUCAAAUCUUUCCUGCACGAGCAAUUGCCACGCAACAACAUUGUCCCCGGUCCACAUGACCGUUUCGAUGUUUAUCGACAAGUUGUCGUAGUCGCUCCCCCUGAUCCACGCACCGGUGACUCACCAAAACGGUGGCGCAUUAGAGCGACACCUGAGGUGCAGCCUGGUGCUGGCCGCCAGAAACCUGGCUCCCCCGCUAGAUUUGAUAUGGUGCUGAUAAGUGAUGGUGUUCGGACGUCGAAUUUGCAGACAUUCGAAGGUGUGCGAGUUGCGCAAGUUCGCAUUAUAUUCACCCUGCCUCGUCAGUUUCAAGUUGGGACGUUCUCCCGAGCGCUAGCUUACGUCGAGUGGUUCACGCCGCUUCGGGAGCCAGAUCCCUCCUCUGGCCUACGUCAAGUGUCACGUUCGACUCGUCAGCUGCACCGGAAUGCAGCCGUGAUACAUCUAGAUGAAAUUGUUCGUCCGUGUCACCUUAUUCCAAAGUUGGGACCAUCUGUUGACCCCGGGUGGACGAGUGCGAACAUCUAUGAGAUGGCACAUGAAUUUUAUUUGAAUACUUAUAUUGACCUUGAGACAUUUUGUAUUUCCGCUCUUAGUGACUAG